Molecule: messenger RNA, 4713 nt
Organism: Ustilaginoidea virens
Lineage: Eukaryota; Fungi; Ascomycota; Sordariomycetes; Hypocreales; Clavicipitaceae
Exons: 2
Coding region: 1-4713 (1570 amino acids)
Biological process (GO): regulation of small GTPase mediated signal transduction; positive regulation of GTPase activity; negative regulation of TOR signaling
Cellular component (GO): cytoplasm; nucleus; TSC1-TSC2 complex
Molecular function (GO): GTPase activator activity
Source: RefSeq, a predicted model, not a curated record
AUGUCCCCGCGACCAGAAGAUGAACCUCGCGCUCCAGAUUCUAGCCGCCCCAGCGGCCUGGGUACGGUUUUCCGCAGCUUGACGAACAAGUCAAUGAAGCAUCCGCCGCCCCUGUCAGCUCCUUCGACCGCCUUGCCUCGAGCCGAGUUUAUCAAUGCGACUCCUACCAGCUCCCGAGAGCUUUCGAGCAACCACGUGGACGCGCUCGAACUCUUGAGGAAUGGUAGUCCGAACGAACGAAUCUCUGCCGCCAAUAGCUUAAAACUCGCCAUCACCGAGUAUCCCUUGAAUCCAAUCCUCGACAUCUGGUAUGCUGGAAAGGACCUUAUAAACCCAUCAAAUUCGCCACCGACGAGAGCAGCUGGUUGGGAGCUUUUGUCAGAACUUGCUAAACACUCAUCAUCGACCGAUCUGGAACGGAGAGGCUAUUUUCAAACUCUUUCCGCACCGUCCAACCCCGAAGAUUUUCAUCUCCAGCUGGCAGCUCUCGUGGAUUUGACGAAUCAUGGUCGCGUGCUCGCCGGCUUUGACUACGAACUACUGCCUCUACUCACAGUUUGGCUUCAACAAGCAUUCAAUGCUGCCCGUACCGCGAGAAAGAAUUCGCACUCCGGGCGUGUUGCAGGUAAUUCUUCGCGAGGCAAGGCGACGGUUUUGGGAGAAGAUGAGAACUCUGCUCAGCUAUUCAUCUUUCUCUUGGAUGUUAUCAAGUUCAGCUUCAACACUGCCGAUGAAGCUGCCGUGACCGAUCUCAUCAAUACUAUACUAACCAUUUGCGAGACUACAAGCCAAGAAGAUGAUUUGCGAUCCGGCAUCAAUGUGCUAGAUGCAAUUGUCACAUUUGGAUCGAUACCCCAGAGCAAGCUGAAGGACUGUGUUCAGGUGCUCAGUUCGAUUUAUUGCCUGGUGCCGAAUCUACAGAAGAAUUCGUGGCACACAAUAGCCAAUCUCUGCAAGUCUCACAAUGGGCAGGCCACAGUUCGCAUCCUGCUUGAUACCCUCCGCAACCUUCAGCCAGGCGUCAAUGAAAAAGUUACAAGAAAAAUUCGCAGCAGCUUGGCUGUGCUACAGAAGUUGUUGACCAAAACAGCCGAAAAAGGAUAUCCUACCGUUCCCUAUGCUUUACUAGUUGAUGGUCUAUCCAGCACGUUGAAGGCCACGAAAUCAUUGCUAGUAUACGUAUCCGUCUUGCAACUCAUCAACUCACUCUUCGAUGACGGAGAUGGACGUGUUCACCGCUUGAUCAUUGAUGAGGACUGGUCAACGUCUCUCGAUAGCGCCGUCGAGUGUUAUCGACGUGUCAGGGAAGCUGGCGACAAGCAACGAGGUUAUCAUGAACAGUUACAAGUCGCCAACGUCGACCGAGAGCUCUCGACCCUCAUUCUGCGCUUAGACACUGUUGUGAAAGGACAGUCGGGCGAAUUCAUACCGCGGCAGACCGUCGUCAAGUUUUUCGCGGAUGUACAUAGGCUGCUGCCAGAUGAGACUGCCAAGACGGUCCUUGAUUACUUCCAAGAGUUUCGUUGCUGCUCUCCAUCAGAUUUGAGAUGGGAGGAAAACUUGGACCUGGUGCUGGAAGCAUUCUUUGGCAACAGAAGCCGCAGUUCCGAUACCCGGCUCAGAGCCCUACAGGCUAUGAUGGAUGCUUAUGACAUUGUCGACCUCGUAGGUGACGGAGCGGAGCAAAACUUCAUCCCCAAACUGGCCAAGAGCAUAUUGCAAAAUGUUGCCGAAGAAAGCGAUGUUUUCGUCCUUGAUGCGAUUGUGUCAUUGAUGGUUUCCGUCAUCAUAUCAUGUGAUAUGGAACUAUUUGACUUUAUCAUCGAGGCCCUACGAACCAUCAUCAUGAGUGACAGAACCAGGUCGCCUAUAUCGUCACCAACCACGUCGACCAUAACUUCUCCAACCGAUGGUGACUCACCGGCGCCGGGACUCGCAUCGCCGCAGUCGCCUUCCAGCGUCGCAACUGCAGGUUACGUGAGGAUGUUUCUUCGCACUAUGAACCUUAAUAGCGAGAAGAGUGUCAAAUUGUUCAGUGUUCUCGUUGGCAUUGCUAGGCCGAGCCAGAAUGAAGUGGAUGCCAGGCUGACUGCGAUGAAACUUCUCUUUCGUUUGCGCGCCGACUGGGCCAACAGGGUUUUUGUGACGGAUGACCUUGACAACACUUCUUUGGCAACUGCUAUGUGCCGCACUGACGCUUCUUUUGCCAAGAAGCAAGCUGAAGAAGCAAUGCAGUCCUUCCGUCUGUGUCGGAGUGAUCAUGGCAAUCAGUCUCGGACAUCCCGUGGGGUAUCCUUUGGACAAUCUCCAAUUCAAGAGCGAGGAGUUCCUGUGCGAACCUUGAGCGGCGGAAAAAGCUUGUCUGUGAGGUAUCAUCAGCAGUGGAAGUGCCCCGACGCCGGCGCAUUGCCCGACGCGAUUCCCAGUCUCAUUAGCCCUGUCCUCGCUUCUCAUGACUGGACAGCUAAUGCUGGAGAUGACGAUGCAACAAACACGAGUCACACAAACCCCAGCGACAGGCUACCUAAAUCCUCCGUUCUAAGCAUGACCGUUUGGCUGGAUGCUGUACUUGAUAUGCUUCAAGGCAGUGAUUGGGAAGUCUACAGCUUCGCGCUAGUCCAUCUGCCAUCGCAAUUGAGCAACCACGCCAUCUUUGUGGAUGCCAUCCCACAAAUACAGGCAUUGCGGCGGAUAAUAUGCGAUCAGAUUCGAACAAAUUCCUUCCAGGAGCCUCCGUUUGUGUCUGGUCUUAGGCGAGCGGAUGUGGCCAUCUGCCUAUUUCACAGCCUGACAAUGAUCCUAAGCUACCAUGAGCAUUUCGGCAAAGGAGACGAGGACGAAAUUGUCAAAACAUUUAUUCUAGGAAUUGGUACAUGGGAAAGGACUGCCAAAUACUGCAUCCAUGCUUUGUCGAUUUGCUGCCACGAGCUCCCGCUGUCGACCAGCAAGUCCUUGGUUCAGAUGCUUAAUCAGAUGGCUGCGAGUAUCACGCAGCCUCAUGUAUCUGUACACAUCCUGGAGUUCCUGGCGUGCCUGAGUCAUUUGCACAAUGUCUACGUCAACUUUAGAGAAGACGAGUAUCGGAUUGUGUUCGGGAUUUGCUUUCGUUAUCUGGAAUAUGCCAGGGAUAAAAGACAGGCGAAUCGAAACAGCCAUAGCAGCGAACCAUCGACUCCAGGAACACCGGGCACGGGCGUGGUUGCGGAUGCUGCAUUUACAGCUGCGCCCCCGGAAGAGCUCCCUCAAUAUGUUCACGCCCUGGCAUAUCACGUCAUCCUGUUCUGGUUCUUGGCACUGAAGCUUCCCGAUCGAGCCACGCAUGUCGGGUGGAUUGUGAAGAAGCUCUUUGCUGAUUCCGACCAGAACGGACAGACGGCUGAUGAACACGCCUUGACUUCUAUCGACUUUAUGCAGAGGGUUACGUACGCUGACGUGGACGAGUCCCGCGAAGACCCAUACUUUACUGAGGAUCGCUUCGGACGGAUUGUGAAGAAGCAGUGGCUGGUCGGCAACAGCAUAGUGACCAUCAAACAAGCUUCCGCUUCGGGUUGGGCCCAGAUUGUUAAGAGACAACCCUCAGGGACUUCAGCGUACACGAUCCGCGAGUCCUACGCGUGUCCCCCACCUCAUCAGGUAGAAAAUCACGUCGACGUGAGCAGAGAAGGCCAAGCUAGCUCCAACGCGAUCCUUCCGAGUCAUAUCCUCCUCCAGCUCAUGUCGCCAGUACCUCAAAGCUUUGAGUCUGCGCGUCCUAUCCCUCUACCAGACGAUGACGCCGUGGAUCGUGCCAUUCGAGUGUUUGACCGGAGUUCUACAGUGGACAGCCACAAGAUCGGCGUCAUCUACAUUGGAGAGGAGCAAACGAGUGAGGCGGAAAUACUUGCCAACGUCUCUGGCAGCAGUGACUACACGGAGUUUCUGAACAACCUGGGAACCCUAACCAGAUUGAAAGGUGCCACGUUCAAUACCCAAGGGUUGGACCGCGAGUACGACACGGAUGGCCGAUACACCUUUUGCUGGCGAGAUAGAGUGACCGAGAUUGUUUUUCACGUCACCACGCAAAUGCCGACAGACCUGGAACGAGAUGCACAGUGCACACUCAAGAAACGGCACAUCGGCAAUGACUUUGUCAACAUAAUUUUCAAUGACUCGGGCAAACCGUUCAGAUUUGACACGUUCCCAAGCCAGUUCAACUAUGUGAACAUUGUUAUAACGCCAGCAUCCCGGGCGUCCUUUAUCGCCACACGCACGGCCACAACAUCUAGCGGAUUACGUGGGCAGCCCUUUUAUCGAGUUCAGGUCUUGAGCUUUAUCCGUCUUCUGGGCCUUAACGCGUCCGUGUUUUGCCAUGUCUGGACCGCUAGAGAAGGCGGCGAACACAUAAGCUCAUGGAGUAGCCGGCUACGGGAGAUUAAGCGUCUCCGGGAAAGGUAUGGGCCGAAGACAGUGGUGCCAGUGGUGCCGUCGCCGCCACCUCCCUCUGCCUCGCAUACGCAGCCCUCGGAGCUGUCCCGCCCAAGCAGCAGCGUCAGGGACAGCUUCAGUAGCUUGCGACGCACGAGCGUAGCCACUUUCUUCAGCAGCACGAGCGAACAGGCGUCCCACCGAUCGUCUAUGCUGUCAACGUCGACUUCGGCGAAUGACACUGAAGUCGGGAACCCCAGCGGCACCAACCCGUUGAUCGAGUCGGUCGACUUUUCCAAAUGGGCUUAA